This is a messenger RNA of Ostreobium quekettii, 468 nucleotides long. NCBI's taxonomy places the organism in Eukaryota, Viridiplantae, Chlorophyta, Ulvophyceae, Bryopsidales, Ostreobiaceae. The record is from the annotation of a GenBank genome assembly.
AUGGGGAAGGGGCCUGACGGAGGGACCGGGGGCUCAGAUGAAAUGCCACACAGCUGGGGAUUCGAGACCCUCGGACACUUCGACUUCGGCGCCGACGGCGUCGCCGCCCUGCAGGACUCGGAGACCCUGUGGAAGGUGCGGCAGCUCAACGAGGACGACAUGACCAUGGCGCUGAAGAGGGUGUUCGAGCGAUACAACGUCUGGGAGCGCGGCACAAGCCGCUCCAGAAUGGACAAGAUGCGCUUCAGCAAGGCGCUGCGCGACAGCCAGUUCAUAACUGGGCACUUCAGCGCGGACGUUGGGGACGGCAUCUUCUCUGACGUGCGCCCCGCGUCCGUGCACCAGAUCAACUUCAUCCAGUUCAUCGAGGCGUUGAGGCAUGUGGCGGUGAGGAGCAGGCUGUCGCUGAACGAGGUGAUCGGGAGGGUCGUGGCGGUCGGGGGCCCCAUUGAAGUGCGGCACAAGUAG